Auanema sp. JU1783 is the source of this 537-nucleotide messenger RNA. NCBI's taxonomy places the organism in Eukaryota, Metazoa, Nematoda, Chromadorea, Rhabditida, Rhabditidae. The record is from the annotation of a GenBank genome assembly.
AUGAUCAACGUCGACGAGUUAAGUGAUGCAAAUCUCCGUAAGGAACUCAUCAACAGAGGAGUAAAUGCUGGGCCGAUUGUUGAGAGCACACGGUCCGUUUACGUGAAGAAGUUAGCUUCUCUUCUUGCUAAAGAAGAAACUCAAGUCAACAAUGAUGAUAUUAAUGGAGUCUUGAAAGUUAUCGAUAAUGUUGAGGCUGUUGCUCAGGCGCCUGAGAAGCUGUACCCAUCGCUGGAUAUUGUAGAAGAACCUGUGCGUCAACGUAAAAAUGUUCGAGCGUCGGUCGAGCCUAGCGAUCAAGAUACCCGAGCUGAAGAAGAGGGAGGAAGUGACGAGGAAGGACAUGAGUUUUCUCGUAUCAUUUCUGACGACGAUUUACUAAACGAUGUUUCUCAACGUAAUCACAAUCUCCGGAAGAAGGCCAACAUCGGGAAGUUGUUGCUCCUCCUGGCUCUGAUCUGUGGUGGUGUUUUCUUGUUCUAUUUCGCUGAUAACUUGAGCAAGCUCACAGCGCUCGACAGUGACGAAGGGAUUUGA